AUGCUCGGCGUGGCUUUCGGCAUCGGGGUCCUGCUGGCCCUGGCGGGCGGCACAGCCGCCCAUAGCUGCGUCGCCCCGCACGAACUCGUCUCCAAGAUGCUGCAACGCCUGGAGGACUCCGUCAAGGCGGACGAGCUGCCGAACCCCAGCGUCCUGCUGGCCAUGAACCUGGCCAGGGCCACCGGCAGUAACACCCACGAGUGGCUGCUCCAGCGGAUAAAGGAGGAGGCUGUGAAGACAGCCCAGAAAGACACGACCUUGGGAGAUGUGGCUCUGUACGUGCUCGCCCUCCUCUCCUCCUGCCAGAACCCCCAGCACAUCCAGGCCCUGGGGCAGACCGUCGACCUGCUCCGCGUCCUGCAGCGGAAAAUGGACGAGGAGAUGGCCAGCCUGGAGGCGGAGGGCAUCCCGAAGACCACCCUGUACAGCGUGAGCCUGGACACCCUGGGCCUGUGCCUGGCGGGGGCGGGUGGCUACCAAGGGGCAUCCGUGGUCCUGGCCAAGAAGGUGCUGAACCCCAAGAGCCAGCUCUCCGUGGACACCCGUGCCAUGGCGGCGCUGGCGCUGGCGUGCGCGUACGGCUACACGGACCUCCACGACGUGCGGGACCUGCUCCAGGAGGCACUGUCGACGGUGACCAACGAUUUCCUCAACGAGCAGGAGAAAGGGGAUGGCAUGAUCGGGAACAUCUACAGCAUGGGGCUGGCCCUGCAGGUGCUGGGCGCCACGGAGAAGUUUUAUGCCCCGCGGGAGUGGGACUGCGCCCAGGCUUUCUCCGUGGUGUACAGCCAUGACUACAACCUGCCCAUGGCCAUCGCCCAGGUCCUGCCUGCCCUCGUGGGCAAGUCGUACCUGGAAGCGGCCGGCUUGGACUGCGCCGCCAGCGCCAGCGUGUCCCCGAGGCUACAGUCGUCCCCGUCCCCAAAGCUGGAUACAACAGGGGUUCACAGAGCAGCCCCCAUCACGGUGCACUACUCCAUCAUCAACAAGCUGCAGGGAAAGCACUUCACCUACACCACCUCGGCGCAGGUCCCGGCUGGCUCCACGCUCCUCGAGGUGCUGCGGGCCGCCGCGGCGGAGAAACCCGACAUCUUUAGCUUCCAGACGCAGCAGACGUCCUGGGGUCCCAUGGUGGUCUCCAUCCACGGGCUGGCCGCCAACCCGGCUGACAAGACCUACUGGCAGUUCCUCAGCGGCACGAACGCCCUGCAGGAAGGGGUCGGCACCUACAAGCCGCAGAACGGGGAGCACAUCCAGGCCGUCUUCAGCACCUACUGA
Gymnogyps californianus (California condor) is the source of this 1278-nucleotide messenger RNA. RefSeq names its product cobalamin binding intrinsic factor (gene CBLIF). The record is from RefSeq and is a predicted model, not a curated record. The coding region runs from base 1 to 1278 and encodes 425 amino acids. Gene Ontology annotation, molecular function: cobalamin binding. Gene Ontology annotation, biological process: cobalamin transport. NCBI's taxonomy places the organism in Eukaryota, Metazoa, Chordata, Aves, Accipitriformes, Cathartidae. The transcript has 9 exons.